UAUCUCUAUUAGUUUUUUUUCUCUCUUCCUGUGAGUGUAUUUCUCAGUUCCUUUCUGUCUGUUUUAUCCCAAUUGGAAUAUCUCUGUCUCCCCUCCACCUACCUAUCUGUCAGUCUCUCUCCCAGGGAGUGUAUCUCAGUUAGUUUCUCCCCAACACCCCUGUCCCCGGUGGAGUGUAUCUCAGUCUCAGGGGAGCCCUCUAGCGCCGCGCUGAUCUGAGCGGAUUGCAGUUGGAGCGGGGGCAGCGGGCAGCGAGUUGCCGGAGUUGCAGCUGCUCCCGGAGCUGAGGAGACCUCCCGCGGGCUCGGAGCAGCCGCGGGUCCCCGGAGCCGUGCGAGCAGCGACAUCAUGACAGGAUAAGCUCGUCCUGAUGCCUCGGACCGUGCCAGACACCGCCUGCCUCCUGGAAUGACAGCGUGGGUCAUCCUGCCCGUUAGCCUGUCCGUCUCCACCAUCACAGCUCUCUGGGUCGUGUAUGCGGUGGCAGUACGGAAUCACCAUGUUUGCCCUGUGGAUAACUGGAUUUACAAUGAUUCAUGUGGCUCAGUCUCUGUACAGGGAGGACCCAAACUAUGUUGCACCUUGGAAGAUAUCCCAUUGGUCAGUAAGUGUGGUACCUCCCCUCCCGAGAGCUGCCUCUUCAGCCUGAUCUGUAGUGUUGGGUCCUUCAUGGUGAUGUUGGUGGGUUUGUUACGUUACGCUCAGGUGAUGGAGAGACACCAGAACUCCUUACUGAACACAGCAGCGUUGGUAACUUGCUGGAUCUGUGCUGCAGGCCUCAUCGUCGUGGGAAAUUUCCAGGUUGACAAUGCCAAAGUGCUACACUAUGUUGGUGCUGGAGUGGGGUUCCCCAGCAGUAUGCUGUUCAUCUGUUUCCAAUCGGUGCUCACUUACAGGAUAGCAAAGAACUCCCUGGACUACCAGAUCGGUCACUGCCGUGCAUUCCUCACCAUUGUGGCCUUCAUCAACCUUGUUAUGAGUGGGGUCUUCUUCAUGCAGGAAAGCUCCCAGCUCCAGCAUGCGGCAGCUAUAUGUGAGUGGAUUUUCACCAUCAUCAUCCUCAUUUUCUAUGGGACAUUCGCUGUGGAGUUCGGCUCCAUCACUCAAAACACCUUCCUUGAAAUGCUGGCAAAGAGAGACAAGAAGACAAACUGUAAAGCAGACACCAAUAUGGCUCCCAGCUCAGGCAUCAGCCGCACCCAAGAGGCCAUUGCCAUGAUCUAAGCUUCGAGAUCUCCACAGACAGGUCGAACUAUAACUCUGUUGUGAAUGGGGUGGGGCUGGGGAGGGCUAUCUGUGGAGCAUUACUGCCUGUCGGAAUGGAGGGGGAGAUAAAUCAUUAAAUACCUCAGAUCCUUCAACAAACCAGGGAUACUGUUACACAAAAGCCAUCACAAAAGGACCAAACCUCUCCUUUCUCCAAUGAUAUUUUUGGAACCUUUCUAUGGAAUUUAAAUUUUUUUUAUAAAGUUUGAUUUUUAUAACAGAAAUGAAUUAUAUAUUUUAUGACCGCAAGUAAUUCGACCAUUCAGAGUAUUGUGAAAGACAUUUGAUGUCUUUAAAUUGCUUGUAACACUGAUCCAUGUAAAUGGGACAGGUCAACUUUCAAACUGAAAUGAUAAAGUUCACUUUUUAAAAUGUAA
Molecule: messenger RNA, 1643 nt
Organism: Hemiscyllium ocellatum (epaulette shark)
Lineage: Eukaryota; Metazoa; Chordata; Chondrichthyes; Orectolobiformes; Hemiscylliidae
Product: transmembrane protein 150A-like
Exons: 8
Coding region: 409-1224 (271 amino acids)
Source: RefSeq, a predicted model, not a curated record